AUGACCGGGGACGCGGCCGGAGGAACAAAGGGCGCGGGGGCAGAUGGCGUCGCAGCCGGGCCCGACGCUGACAGCCCCGCCAUCAAGGCGGACUCGGGCGCCACCGGCGGUAGCGACGGGACAGCACCCGCAGCAGAAGAGGCGGACGACGCACCAGCGGUGUGCACCGCGAGCUCGUGCCCGAACGACGAGGACGCUGGAGGAGUCGAGAAGAAGGAGCCUACGCUCCGGGUCCCGAGCGGGGCCGGCAUAGCGGCGGCGUCCAGCGGGAGGGACAGGCGCCGCGAGGGAGGCCGGCAGGAACCCCGCGGCGGCGGAACCAGACGUGGCGGCGCUCGACAUGGCGGCGGCGCGAUCGGGAGCGGCAGCGGUGAUGACGGCGGCGGCGGCGGUGCGGGUAUUAGGGUUUAG
Molecule: messenger RNA, 411 nt
Organism: Aegilops tauschii subsp. strangulata
Lineage: Eukaryota; Viridiplantae; Streptophyta; Magnoliopsida; Poales; Poaceae
Source: RefSeq, a predicted model, not a curated record